AUGGAUUUUUAUUACGAACAUCAAACCCCCGUGGAGACACCAUCAGCAGGUACCCCUGCUCCCAAGGAUGAAAAGACAAACGAGGUCUUUUCAAAAUUCGAAAAUGAAUUAAGUAGUGCAUAUGAUAAAACUGCUCAAAGCAUCAAAACUAUCAUGAAUGAUGAUGAUAAAGAGGAUAUUAGUUUAAACCUGCCAAUAGAUGAAGCUACAUCUCGAAAGGCACAGGAAAUACUUACUUCUAUGGACGAAAAUCUUGCCAAAGUAGAGAAUAUGGCUACCUCCUACUGGGAUACGGUUAAGACAUCUGGAUUUUGGUCUAAUAUUACAGAGAAUUUGGGUUCUCAAUUUGAUAAGGCUGUUCAGAUAACCUCCGAAUCGUUAAGUACAGGUCACACUGAAGGAAAUUCAAGCACCGUUAACACACAAACUAUUGCUGGUAAUAGAACAGAAGCAGAAUUGAGUGAACUUUCAACUAAUAAAGAAAUUUAUCUUAAAAUUGGGAAGGAUAAAGGUGAAUAUUUAGAUAUUGACUCUAAAACCGAAGAAAUCAGUGACAUUUUGAAAUCCAAUAAAGAAUUAGAAAUCUUGAUGAACUCAUUAGUUCCUCAACAAAUUUCUUACGUUGAUUUUUGGAAUAUAUAUUUGAAUAAAAGGGACGAAAUCUUGAAAAGGGAAGAGACUAGAAAGAAUAUUCUUACCGCAAGCUCUCAAAACAAAAAAGUUGAAGAAGAGAUUAAUUGGGAUGAUGAAGACGAACAUGCUGAAAAUGACGAAAAAGUACGCGAAAAGAAUGAGAAAUCCACCAACGAAGAAGACAUAGGGAACGAAAGUAGUACUUCUACGAAAGAUGAGUCCCUAGUGAUCGUCUCGAAAAGUGAUAUCAAGGAAGAAGAGAAUAAAACUAACGAAAAAGAAGAAAAUGAUGAUGAUGAAGAACAAGAAGACGACGACGACUGGGAGUGA
Molecule: messenger RNA, 963 nt
Organism: Maudiozyma barnettii
Lineage: Eukaryota; Fungi; Ascomycota; Saccharomycetes; Saccharomycetales; Saccharomycetaceae
Gene: DOS2
Product: Dos2p
Exons: 1
Coding region: 1-963 (320 amino acids)
Cellular component (GO): cytoplasm
Source: RefSeq, a predicted model, not a curated record